Molecule: messenger RNA, 501 nt
Organism: Seminavis robusta
Lineage: Eukaryota; Bacillariophyta; Bacillariophyceae; Naviculales; Naviculaceae
Source: the annotation of a GenBank genome assembly
AUGAGAAUUGUCGUCCAACGAGUCAAGUCUGCGUCCGUGACGGUCGAAGAGAAAAAGGUAUCCACCAUUGGCAAUGGAAUCAUGGCAUUGGUAGGAAUUCAUGAAAAUGACGCUCAAGCUGACUUGGACUAUUGCUGUAAACGAUUAUUGGGGUGCAAGCUAUGGGAAAAUGACAAUGGCGCGCUGUGGCGACAAGGUGUCAAACAAAAGGGAUACCAAGUAUUGUGUGUCAGCCAAUUCACACUCUACGGGACACUCACCAAAAAGAACCAGCCCGACUACAAGAGAGCCAUGAAAGCCGUGCCGGCACAAGAACUAUACAAUACAUUUUUGAACAUGUUGCGAGAAAACUACCAAGCCGACAAGAUUGCCGAUGGUGUCUUUGGAGCCAUGAUGGACGUGGAGCUCAUCAAUGAUGGACCCGUCACUAUUGUUAUUGAAAGUGAACCAGCAGCGCCACCAGAGGGUACUAAUACAGCACAAGCAGCAGGAGAGGAAUGA